Molecule: messenger RNA, 771 nt
Organism: Scedosporium apiospermum
Lineage: Eukaryota; Fungi; Ascomycota; Sordariomycetes; Microascales; Microascaceae
Exons: 7
Coding region: 1-771 (256 amino acids)
Biological process (GO): mRNA splicing, via spliceosome
Cellular component (GO): nuclear speck
Molecular function (GO): RNA binding
Source: RefSeq, a predicted model, not a curated record
AUGUCCCGCGGUGGCACCACCUUGUACGUUACGGGCUUUAGCCACGGAACUCGCGCCCGUGACCUCGCCUACGAGUUCGAACGCUUUUCUCGCGCUUCGUCCUCCCGCCCUGUGCUCGCGCACAUCUACGCCCACCAACCUCUCCGCCUUCGUUGCCGCCAUCGUCCUCCCCGCGUUUUACACUCCAUCCUAGCCCCGCCCCGUGCUAUCAAAACCCCACUCCUCGUCCUCGUCCUCGUCCUCCUCGUCGUCGUUGUCCGUCGGUACGGGCGUCUUGUUCGCUGUGACAUUCCCGCCCCGCGCUCAGCGUCUAGCAGACUCUUUGCGUUUGUGGAGUAUGAGGAUCGUCGCGAUGCUGAUGAUGCCUAUCAUGAGAUGCACAACAAGCGCAUCGGUCGUGAUGACAUCUUGAAGAUUGAGUGGGCUCGUACUCCUCCCUCGGCCUCGUGGCGCUUCGACUCUGGUCGUGAUCGGGAGCGAAACCCUCGUCGAUCCCCUCGCCGUGGUCGGUCCCCCUCGCCUCGUCGCAACAAUCGCGACUACUCUCCCCGCAAGGAUGAUCGUCGUGAUCGCGACCGGGACUAUGACCGCGAUCGACGUGAUCGUGACCGUGAUCGAAGCCGUAGCCCGGAUCAUCGGCCCGAUAACAGUGAUAGGGAGACUAAGGACGAGAGGGAGGACCGUGAUCGCCGUGAGAAUGGCGCCAAUGGUGACGACCGGAAGGCCCUCGAAAGUCCUCCUCCUCACGAUGAUCUCGACGUUGCUGAGUAG